Coregonus clupeaformis (lake whitefish) is the source of this 4968-nucleotide messenger RNA. RefSeq names its product protein shisa-7-like. The transcript has 7 exons. Gene Ontology annotation, cellular component: AMPA glutamate receptor complex; postsynaptic density; postsynaptic membrane. The record is from RefSeq and is a predicted model, not a curated record. The coding region runs from base 2809 to 4968 and encodes 719 amino acids. Gene Ontology annotation, biological process: regulation of short-term neuronal synaptic plasticity; regulation of AMPA receptor activity. Lineage: Eukaryota; Metazoa; Chordata; Actinopteri; Salmoniformes; Salmonidae.
GCACCAGUUCGAGCGACCAAUGAGAGCGCGUUUGAGCUUUGCGGACCUCAGUGAGACCAGUCGCACAAUCCCAUAGGCAUUGUAUGAUCGGGGUCGGUCGGAAUUUCUGAAGGAACUCUUAUAUCGGCGUGGAAUAACGGGAACGUAAAUUUGCAAAGGAAAAAUGUGUAGUUUAAUUCACGAAACAAUUGUAUCUGGCGACCUUCCUUUUGACGGUGUGAUAGGCCUAUUGUGCUGCACUUGCUCGCUAUAGUGAGUUUUGUAGGAUAGCUAGAGUUGCGUUUUCUUCUAGGGAUUUUUUUUUUUACCAGACAAUUAUAUGUGCAACACAUGGAAUUUAUGCACAUCGUUUAGUUACGAACAUUUAUUUUACCAGGAAAAGUUGGACAAUAUUUCCAUAAACUCGCCAUUGCACAGCUUGUAGGCUAUUCUAAUAAUAGUUUAUUCCAUCGAUAGAGUAAACAAAAAUAAUUGUAACCUAGGCUAGUAAAAAUAAAUAGUGCAGAUAUGUCAUAUUGUCGACGGAUAUGCUGGAACACAACACUGGGCAGCAGUCUUCCUUCAACAGCCUAACCACAGUGUAUUUAUCACAGCAAUCCAGUGCGCACGGUCUCCCCAGCUGUUAUCCGGCAGAACGCCCAGGAUCCACAAAUCUGUGAAGACAUUCCAGGCCUGACCCCCUUCAUCCAAAUGUGAAGACAAUCCAUGAAAUCAAGCAGAACUUUCAGGGAACAGAAGAGUUCUUUAUAAAAAAGUGAUUUGGAACAACAGUGAGAACUGCUGGUUGUAUUCUCCAACAGUGAGACCUGCUGGUUGUAUUCUCCAACAGUGAGACCUGCUGGUUGUAUUCUCCAACAGUAGGACCUGCUGGUUGUAUUCUCCAACAGUGAGACCUGCUGGUUGUAUUCUCCAACAGUGAGACCUGCUGGUUGUAUUCUCCAACAGUAGGACCUGCUGGUUGUAUUCUCCAACAGUGAGACCUGCUGGUUGUAUUCUCCAACAGUGAGACCUGCUGGUUGUAUUCUCCAUUGUUUUUAUUCACAUGUAUUGAAACAAGUAGAGCCAUCAGUGAUUUCAGCAGCCCCCCCCCGCCUCCCUUAUCCAUGCCUACAUGCUCAGCGACAGAUAGGGACUGUUUUGAUAAUUGUAUGUAAUUAUAAUUUGUGUGGGAGACGGAGCUGUCUCUGUCUAUUAUCACCUGUAACCUCAGACACAAUAACUUCCCACAUUUACAUAUUUAUCUCAAACAAAAUGUUUUUCUUUCAGUUUUAGGACCAAAUCAGGAAUAAUCAGAGUUAUUGAAGGAAUGGCUCAUGUGAACAAUGUGCUAUUCAGUCCUCAACCAUCAUAAUGAGACAAAACUGAAUUCAAUCUGUAGAUUUACAUCUACAUCUCAAGCUCUUUUCGUUGUAUAUUCUAUACUAGACCAUACAUACUAAGUUUGUACAUCUAAAAACAGAGGUACCCACCAAGCCACUAGCUAAAAUGAAAACGGCUUUUUCAGCUGUCUAUUUGAUAUAAUACGAUUUGUCGUACCGUUGUAUAUUUUCUCCUCAUUUGCGGUAUUCACUGUCCUCUGUCCUUAAUGUCGGGCGCUGGCUCUGUAGCCUUCAGCCCAAUCAGAGGAACAGUAAGUGCCUAUGCAUUUUAGAUAAGACCAUAAAACAUUUAAGUAAAUAAGUGGCCAAUGCAUAUCUGUAGUUAGUGACCUGUGAUGUUUAAAAGCCUGGAAGGGCAAUGUCCUGCUUUACAGUCACACAGUAAUGUUUACACUACGCCACAGCCAUUCAGUGCCCUGACCCGUUAAGAACCACAACCUCUCCAACUGCCAUUCAAAGGGUCUGCAACAUCUAAAAGCACAGGAACACUAAUUAUUUAGAAUUAUUUAGCACAAGAUUUAUUUGGUACAAAUCAUUUAUUUAGCACAAGAUUGAAACAUUUAUAUGUAGAGAUUUUGCUACUAUUUCAGAGAAUAUUAGUUUACAGGUUGAUUCUAAGUACAGACUUGGAAUGUAUCCAGUGCCAAAAGGACAUAAUUGAAUCAUUAACAGAAAAUUAACUGUUUACAUUUUAGGAACAAUGUUUACAGAGGACUGUUGCCCUUAAAAACAUAGGUUAUGUGUCAUUUUGUGACAUAUUAUUUUAUAAGUGCCAUAACCGAAAGGAAAUGUAUAAAAUUGCCAUAACUAAUUGAGGAAGCUUACUUCUUGUCUUCAGCAAAACAAAGCACAACGUAUUCAGGAAAACGUGAUGGUGAAGGUCAAAACCUUCUGUUUGAUCUUUCAUCCAAGGAGAUUCCAUCUAUCUUUGUAUUUUUGCUUCAAAGCUAUGUUUUGUAUGGUAGAUAGAUUCUAGAUCUAGGAGAAGAAAUAGACGAUCCAGGUUUGAUCAAGAUCAUCAUGUUCAAUUUACCCUUGUUUACUCUGUGAGGCUUAUACAGAUCUGAUUUUAUUGUAAUGGACUGCAAAAUAUUAUCACAGGAAAUGUUCAAGAUAAUAGUAACAGAAUGAAAGCCAUGUAAAUACCUCUGUCACCAAUGGUUGACACUUACAACUUUAUAUUAGUGGAGUUCUUUUCUCUUUUAUCAUGACUUCCAUCUCUUAAAGCGUAUCUAUAAUUAAUUCACAAAGUUCAUCAGACAUAUUUAUUAUUAAAUUAAGAUAUUUUGAAACUAUGAGCACCAAACAACUCAUACCUGCUACCUAAAUGUUUCAAAUAGUGUUUUAGUGGGUUAAUUCUGAAAAAAGGAUACAGCAUUGUAACAGCGUUGAGUCGACAACAGAAAAUAGAGCUCUUAGUCAUGUAAAGAUGACGCCCACCACCAAUCUCCAAGUCUUCGCCGUCUCCCUCCUCUCUCUCCUUGCUGCCCCACUUACCACAGCUGAGGACAGCUCCCCCUCUCCCCCUCCCUCUCCCCUACGUACCGACCCCCGGCCUCGCCAGGGGGGCUCCACCGACCCCCCUCAGUCCACCCCCAGCCCCCCUCUCCUCCUCCUGGCCAUCCAUGCCAACCUCCGCCCCGCUGCCCUCCAGGGCAGGCCCAAAGCUCCAGAGAAACUUCCAGAAUCCCCUGGGGUUCUGGAGACCCCUCCCCGACCCCUGGCCCAGAUCAUGUUCCCCAAGAACGUGACGUCUGCGGCGGCGGGAGCCCUGGCUCCUCCGUUGGGCGCGGCCCAGGUGGCUCCUCCUCCCCGCAGACUGGUGGAUGUGGACGUGUGCCAUGGUUACUAUGACGUCAUGGGCCAGUUGGACAACACCUUCAACUGCUCCAAGGACAGCUUCAUCUACUGCUGUGGCAGCUGCCACUACCGCUUCUGCUGCCCCGACCCCACCCGCCGUCUGGAGCAGAGCAGCUGUACCAACUACGACUCCCCGGAUUGGGCCAAGACCCAGCCGCCAAACGCCAUACCCCUGGACGAUGAUGUGCCGGAACUGGACCCUCUGCAGCCACUGAGCCACAACACAGGCUUUGUGAUUGGAGGCGUUAUUGUGUUUAUGGUAGCGGUUGCCGUGGGGAUUAAGAUAAUGUUCAACAAGGUGUCGCAGCAGGCCAACAACGGAGAGAUCAACAUGCCCAGAGCGCUGGUGGACAUGUUGCGUCACCAGUCCAGUCCAGUGCAGCAGGAUGAGAGGAACAACAGCGUGGCUCUGUGUGGUUCAGGGGAGGGACAGGGUACGCUGGGCAGACCUCCCAAAAACCUCUACGCCCCUGGCCUGCCCAGCAAGGACAACAGACUGGGGAAUAUUCAACACAAUUUUAUCCACUCAGGAACCAGUCCCAAUCACACUGCUACCAUCGAACGCGCCCCCCGUAUGAACAACGCCCAGCUGGCGGCUGGAGGCACUCUUCUGUCCAGCAAACACAACAACACUAAAGGGCAGCCCUCCUUCCACCACUCCCUCCAUAACCUGGCACAGCUCCCCCCAUCCUACGAGAAUGCCACCAAGCCAGAGCUCAACAGAUACUCCUCGCUCAAACGCCUGGAAAAGAGUGGUCUUGAUGAAUAUUCAUCGGGAUACUGCACCACCAAGAGGCGUCCCCACACGGCCCAGCCCGCUCUCCAGUCCUCCAGUCACCACAUCCCCUGUGGCGGAGACUACAACACCAUGGGUGGGAGGGGCACCCUCCCCCGCCACGCCCCCCGACCCUGGAUCCAACCCACCGGCCUACCCCCCGUCUCCCCCACGGUCAACCCCUACCCCCUGGACCCAACCGAGCAGCACUACAACCCCAACUACGACACCCUGUCCAAGCCUGCCAGGAAGGUCAUGUCGCAGGACCAGCUGCUCAACAUGGGGGACGUCCCUGGGAACACUGGGACCCUCUCCAGGAUGUCCAAGAACCAGCAGCACCAGUACUACAAAGCCAUGGCUGCUGCUACUAAGAACUCCAACACCCAGACCCUGACACGGAAGCCCAAGGAUCGACCCCAGGAGCGGCCUCAGUCCAACAACCAGACCCUGACGAGGAAGCCCAAGGAUUGGCCCCAGGAGCGGCCUCAGGAGCGUCCUCAGGAUCGUCUACUCAUGUCCCCAGAUCACCUGGAGGAGAGCAUGGGUAGAGGGGUCGGUGGGAUGGGGGUCGGAGGGAUGGGAGUGGGUGUGCCGGAUCCAUAUGCCCAUGGAGGCGGGGGAGGCAUGGUCCCCACUCUCCCCCGGGGUGGUCUCACUCCUCAGCAGAAAGCCCAGUCCCAGCAGAAUGUAUGUGCCACACCCUCCCUGGACCGCCACCACAUGAUCAAGAUGAACUCUCACCCCACCUCCGGGAGGGAGCAGGAGAGAAGCCAGGGCAUGACGGGGCAUAUGAGCGGAGGCAUGGGGGGAGGCAUGGGGGGCUGGGGUGGUAGCGAAAUGCCUGGGGCGGGGGUUGUCAUGGGAACAGGGACGCUAGGGGGCCACAGCGCCAAGAGGAUGGCUUUCGCUGCCAAGAGGCAGAACACUAUCGAGCAGACAACCAAAUCUGAUUGA